ACAAAACUGGGCUAUACGGCAGGUAGUUUGCUUGUUCACUCUCUUUGUAGCUUUAUGAAACAAGACUGUAGAUGGAACACCUCUGCAAUUUUAGCAGGGCAACUGGUUGGUUAGCUGUUCUGGGCCUAGUUGAUAUAUCCAAGGGACCAAGUUUAUAGACUUUGAUCAUCCAAAAUUUCUGAGUUCUUAGGGUAAGGUACUUGCUUUUGAAAUCCUUUAAAUCUUAACAACUCAUUUUAACUUCAAUUGUUUAGCAAUUUAGAUCUAUCAUAUUCACUAAUUCAGCAUUUAUCAUAUUCAUCAAGUAGUUCCAAUAAAUGCUGAGUUGAUGAAAUCUGAACCAUUAAAAUUGAGAUUAGGAUUUUUCCAAAAGUUCAUCAACCAGCUAGUACAAUUAUUCCUGUCGUUCUCCCUAAUGUGAAAAGACUUAAUUAUUGAGCUUCAAAUAAAUCUCGAAGCCAAAAGAUGUAGGUAUUGUGACUGUGCACAGGAGAAGUGGUCAAAUUCAAUGCAAGUUUAGGUUCAUAAAUCCUAAAGUGCAUUAGAAUUCGGAUGUCAUUCAUGGCCAAGAUUUUGAGUUUUUAUGCAAUUAAGAGUGCUUAUAGUGAAAAGAGCCAUAGAAGGAAAGUUCAUUAAAGCACUAGGAGUGUUCUUAUCUGUCACUGGGAAAUACAUCUGGACUUUGCAGAGGAAGUCUGGAAGAUGCCACAAGCACUUGUAUCGGUUAUAGUCACACAAAAGAAGAGAUUUAAAAGACGAGCACGCAAACACUGAAAGGGGAUUAGGAUUAAAAACAAGUUGUGGGCCGGAGUUCUUUUGACAUGUCCUGUCAGAGUACUGGGCAACCUCGUAUUGAUGGCUCAGGGAAUUGCUACGCUACACACACGCUCCCAAUUUUGACCAUACCCAAUGCAGAUCCUGUUUGCCACAUCUUGCCGUGAAUGGCCCUUCUCAGGAUAUAUAACCAAGUGAUCCAUCCCCAUACUCCCUUGCAUUCGUAGGUUAUGCCAACAACCAUUGCAUUUGCUUCCAUUCUUUUUACAUUUUUCCUUCUUCCACAUACGCACAUUUUCAUGAUGGCCUCAGUUAGCCUCGAGGAGCUUCAUCAUUUCCACAAAAUUGAUAGGGAUGUAUUCUCUCGACUGGUCAUACAAUUUAAGCGCGACCCUGCAGAAUCCUUACUUGUCAUGGCUGUUUGGCUGUGGCUUGAAGAGAAGGGUUACCCGAACAUUGUAGUAAAAAUGGUUGGGUUGCCUGAUGCUGUUGUGAUUGCAUUAGCAAAUGAAGCUGUUUUAUGUUUGAAGUGUCUAGAAUCCAAGACUCCUUUUGUGGCACCAGGUGGUGGCAUUCCCCUAACUGCAAGACUUAUGGAAAGGGACAUUUCUUUGCAAAUGUUCAACCAAAACAGAUUCAGUGCAAUCAGUGGGAUAAAGAAUUAUCUUAACAGUGUUUGUUGUCAUAUUUUUAACGAUAUUCUACAACGUGCUCUGGAUGGCACUUCCCAAGUAAUUUUGAACCAGCCUCUUGUGAUUCCUAGUUCUACAUACCCAUUAUUUGGUACCAUAACUGUAGUGCCAAAACCAAUGGGUAGUGAUUUUUCUAUUGGAGGAUUAUGGGGUUGGCAACCAACUGAUGGUGUUACAGAGGAUGAUAGGACAAUGUUUCUGACUUUCUCGCGGGGCUUUCCCGUGCUGGAAGAGGAAGUGAAGGAGCAUUUUACAGAACUUUAUGGUGAUUGUGUGGAGAGUGUCCAAAUGGAGACCGUCCCUUCCAAUGAGCAACCCUUGUAUGCUAGAAUGGUUUUGCAUUCUGUUACUUUUGUUGAUCGGAUUUUGAAUGGGAAACGCAUAUCCAAAUUUCGGGUCAAUGGCAAACACAUGUGGGCUCGGAAGUAUGAACGUCGAGAAUAGAUCAUCUAAAGAGAUCAGCCUGAUUCGAGAACUUUUAUUUUCCUUUUCUUUCUUUGCAUAUCGCAUCUGUAAUAAAACAUGGUCCUGGGGCGGUGGGUUUUGGAUAUCCCUUGUCUUGAAUCAGAUGCACGCUUCUUUAUGUGGUUCCUGAAGAAUUUACUUCGACCAUUUUCUUGGCAAUUUGUUUAGCCGUACAUAACUUCCUUUUUCUAAGAAAGGUCAGUAUAACGUUCUUCUUCUUGAAUGGGCUCUUGUCUUUUCUAUUUUUUGGGUCCAGAAUGGACUUCC
Juglans microcarpa x Juglans regia is the source of this 2198-nucleotide messenger RNA. RefSeq lists its product as uncharacterized. The transcript has a single exon. Bases 1005 to 1910 code for a protein of 301 amino acids. Lineage: Eukaryota; Viridiplantae; Streptophyta; Magnoliopsida; Fagales; Juglandaceae. The record is from RefSeq and is a predicted model, not a curated record.